Messenger RNA from Porites evermanni, 957 nucleotides. The record is from the annotation of a GenBank genome assembly. NCBI's taxonomy places the organism in Eukaryota, Metazoa, Cnidaria, Anthozoa, Scleractinia, Poritidae.
UCGCACUUUAUUGAUUCAAACGUCGAUCUCUUCAUCUACUUGAUUGAAGAGAUUAGGUUUAGUACAUGAAAAGAUCAACUUUUGAACUGGGCCGUAGAGUUAUAAAAAUUAAAGAGGACAAUGACAGGUGGUCUUUAAUUGUUUGUUAGGCGAAACAGCUAGGAUUAAGAUACGUCUGACGGAAACAAAACAUUUUAAAAUUAUGGAUACUUUUGGUUUUGACCAUCUUAGCUUAAGAAAGAACAAAAAGCACACUGCGGUGAUAAACAUAAGGGAAUAUAAACGCUUUUCUGGAAGGAAAUAAAACUUUAACUUUUGCCUCUCCAAGGAAGCUUGCAGAGUAUCUGCAGUAGGGAGCCUUAGCAACGACGACGGCGACGACAACCACGACGUCAAAAAAGCAAUAGGUUUAUUAUGCAAAACAACAACUUUGCACGUGCAUCACGCAUUUUGGUACAUUUCUUUACCGUCCUUGCGCGACUACGACGUGAAAAUACCUAAUUGCAAGUUUAAUGGAGGACGUAAACAAGCGACGACGAAUCUCUUUUUCUCCCUCUAAACUUGAGUGCGGUCCUCAAGAAGUCAACUCCAGGGAAAUUCGUCUACACUUGCAAUUUUCAGCAGAUUGGAAUUAACGCGACAAAGAUUGAAAAAACACGAAUUCAUUUUAAAAGUGACGUUUUCGCUGCCGUUUGCGUCGUCGAUGCUAAAGCUCCCUAGUAUCUUGCGGGCAACGACACCGCAUACGAAGAAUAUUUUUGUUGGAAGAAACAGUAUCAACGCAUUCGAACCCGGUGUGCUUGUGAAUUGUGUAAACAACUUCAUAACCGAAGCCUUUAUACACCAACGAGAGUAUACACAAACAUGACGAAAUUCUGGAAUAGAAAGCAGUGUAAAAAUCGUAUGCACCAGUUACUUUCCCGUUUGGCACGGUUCGGAUACGGUGCUAGAUACUAA